UUUGGCGUGUUUUCGCAAGGGUGUUCAGCUAUGGACGGCGGCGGACGGGAUGAGGCGGCGAUGAGGAGACUGUCACCCCGUGAGAAGACCAUGGUCGCCAGUGUCGUCCUUGCAGUCUGUCGGCACAUGGAGACAGUGAACGGACUACGGCUGGCGGUUGGGAGGGGUAAGGGGAGGAGAGAGGCCGCCAUAGCCCAGACGUUGGGAGACGUCUGCACGUCGUCGGGUGUGUCAUACGCCCGUUUCCUGUUGUCCAACACUAUUAUCGCGGGUAUUUUGUUGAGGGAUACACCUCGGUGGUGGAUGAAAAGACAGACUGGCGGGAUGUGGCAGGACUUGGACAUCGCAGAUGACGCCACAGAGGAGUAUUUCCAUGACAAACUGCAAAUGUCACGGACCAUAUUCAGCGACAUCGUCGCAGCGUGCAGCCCGUUCAUCGAGCGUAGACUGACUCACUACGAAGAGCCAUUGCAGCCCGACCUCAUCAUUGACGGAGGCGGUGCCCAUGCCAAAUUGUUAAGCAAUGCGAUCGCCGAGCUUCUUCUUAUUCAGCAGGACCGAUCGCCGAGCUUCUUCUUCUCAAGCCUGAGCGAUGGAGAAGGGGAAGCAGAAGCAGAAGGAGAAGGGGAAGCAGAAGCAGAAGCAGAAGCAGAAGGAGAAGGAGAAGGAGAAGCAGAAGGAGAAGGAGAAGGAGAAGGAGAAGGAGAAGGAGAAAGAGAGGAGAAGGAGAAGGAGAAGGAGAAGGAGAAGGAGAAGGUGAAGGAGAAGGAGAAGCAGGAGAAGGAGAAGGAGAAGGAGAAGGAGAAGGAGAAGGAGAAGGAGAAGGAGAAGGAGAAUCAACGAGUCUAUGGAGACGAAGGGCAGGAUCGAUCGCCGAGCUUCUGCUUAUCAAAGCCUGAGCGAUGGCUGAGCUUCUUCUUCUCAAGUCUGAGCGAUGGAGAAGGGGAAGCAGAAGGAGAAGGAGAAGGAGAAGGAGAAGGAGAAGGAGAAGGAGAAAGAGAAGGAGAAGGAGAAGGAGGAGAAGGAGAAGGAGAAGGAGAAGGAGAAGGAGAAUGAGAAUCAACGAGUCUAUGGAGA
This is a messenger RNA of Chara braunii, 1077 nucleotides long. NCBI's taxonomy places the organism in Eukaryota, Viridiplantae, Streptophyta, Charophyceae, Charales, Characeae. The record is from the annotation of a GenBank genome assembly.